CCAACCCAGUCUCCUGCUACUGCGUAUCUAUACUACGAGUUUGCAUUUUCAUUCGGCGUAGUAUUUACACGCCAAAGUCACAUUUGGCGUAUAUAUGGUACGCAAAACCCUCCCGUUAAACUUCCAUUGAUAGAAAAUGCGUAUGUAUUGCACGCAGAAAUUUAUUAUAGUCAACGUCAUCAUCAUCGUCCCGCCCCUUCAAUCGAACGAAGAUUCACGAUUUCAUCUCGUGCAGGUGCCGAAGCAGCAUAUGCAGAAAUAUUGAUUUAGAAUGCUUAUUUAGAAUAUAUAUAUAUUUUUUUACAGAAACUUAUUGUAGGCUAUAUAACUUACUCAUCAUCUCUAGUGGGGACGAAUGUUGCUACUACAUAAUACAGUUUAAUUCUAAACAAUCCCCGACGGGGAAAGAAAAAUGCUUGCAGAAGCAUCAUUAAUUCAAUGUGAAUUAAUUAUAUGUCUGCUUUAUUUAAUCUGCUCUCUGCUUUUCUUUCUUUUUUUCUUUUUUUGCUUGUUUAAUGUUACACGAAUUUUUGUUUCUUUGUUUGUGAUUGUAUUUGUAAUAGUAAAAGUAUUAAUAAUAAAUAAAUAAAUAAAUAAAUAAAUAUAAAAAGUGUAUUGCCAUGAUUUUUAGUCCUUCGCUGUUUCAGGAACCACCCACUCCCGCUUGGAAACCAAUCAAAUGUUUGAACAUUUUUUAGCGCCAUCAUCAAUGUCCCGCCUCCUCAUCGUGCGACCUCGUGCAUCAUCAUCAAAGUCGUCAAUCAUCAGAAUACCCAAAAUGUCCACAGGCUCUUUAGAAGCAGCACUUGUUCUUGGAGAUGUGUUUCUUGAUCAGAUACAGAAAGAAGAAAAAAAGCAAGCCAAGAGGUCUAAGCCACAUCCUACGACUGUGAAGUGGAGGCAAAGGGACAGAAAUGGGAAUGUUAUACGGCCGCUUCGAAAAAAAACCUCAAUAAAACAAAAACUGAAAAGAAAGGCUCCUAACCACGGUCCCACCAGUGUGCCCAUCCAAGAGGAAUUUGUUUAUCGAGCAGAAACUGCCUCACUCAUUGAAGAAUUGGAGCAUAUCCUUAAUGACGAAUGUGUUCAGCCUGAAGAGGUGUCUUUGGCAACAUCCUGGCAAAAGAGGCAAUCCCUAAGCCAUGAAAGAUGGCACAUUGCAAGGGAGGCCAUGGUUAAGAAUCUUUUGGCAGCUGAAUAUGUUCAGGAACGCAUCUGCCAACACUGUCUUACUGCAGAGGCCAUUGUACGGUGCAGGGACUGUCUACCUAGGCAGUUUCUAUGCACCGUGUGUGAUGGAGAUGUUCAUCAGCACCUACCUCUCCAUAACAGAGACUCUAUGGCCCAUGGGUUCUUCAAGCCAUUGUGUCCAACCACUGCAGUGAAGAGACAUUCCGAGGCCAUUGAGUUCUCUGAACAGGUUCGAUAUCUUCCACUACUUUUGCCAGAGAAAAUUUGUGCCUGUUCAGAAAGUUCCUGCAGGUUGAUCAGUGGCAAGCCCAUUAUUGUAAUAAAUUUUAAUGGACGGUACAAUCUCACCCUUCCAUCACUGGAGACCUCAUGCUGUGGGAAAACAUGGUCAGUGGGGCUCAGUGAUCUCCUCAAGUCUGGGUACUGGCCAGCCUCUAUACAUUUUGAGACCGUGUAUGAGGCUGGCCUUUUUAGGUCUUUUCUGGAUUUAAAACUUUUUGCUCCAGGUCUUUCACGUCAAGCGUUCCUUGGAAUGCUUGACCGGAGAACAGAGUACAAUGGCAGGGUAAAUAUUGUUAUUCAGUGUAUAUUGUUAACAUGAUGUUUGUUCUUUAAAGCGAUUGAUUGGUUUGGUUAUUUCAACAGAGUGGUAAAAUAUGUGGAGACACAUUCCAGAAAGCCUUGCUGGAGUGGACCUUUGCCCAGCAUGAGGUUGAGAGGCUUUGUGGUGUACAGCCAUUUAAAUGUCCUGCUUGCAGUCCUUCCAUGCAUGCCAUCUCAGUGGAUGGUAACAGGAAGCUGUACAGGUUCCAUAAUGCACAUGGCACAGAGAAGGGCUACUUCGAUGGGACAUUUAUAAUGAAGGAUGAAGAUGUUUCAUCCUUUGUGGGAUAUGUUCAUGAAAAGACCAAGCAUGCCACAGGUAAAGGGGUGUGUGGCUCUUCUCAAUGGACAGCAGCCAAGGAGUCUGCAAAAAAGUCGACAUCAAAGAUUGAUGAGGAAGGCCUUGAGAUUGCUGUGUGCCAACAUGGAGGACUUUUAAAAGGCCUAAAUAUGUUCAGAGGGGAAAUAUUUGCUUAUCCCCUGUUCCUUCAAAACACCCUCUCAAAAGAAAAUGUGUCAUUCUUCUGCUCAGAUGUCGCCUGCAAGUACUGGCCAUACUUAAAGAGAGUGGUGGGACACUGUCCAGAGCUAAGGCCUUUAUUAAAUAUGCGCCCACUAUUAUCAGUUAUGCAUGCCAAAGCACAUGAGUGGAGUUGUGAGAUAAAAUGGUCUGGAAGAAACCAAGAGGGAGCUGGUCUUACAAUUGGAGAAGAGGUGGAGCAAGUCAACUCCUUCUUGUCGAGAGCUGCAAUUUGCACUAAAUACAUGUCCAAAGCUGCACGUUCAGACAUGCUCACUGUUCUUGCUUCUGCAUGGAACAAACGGAAGUCUGAAAAUCUGGCCAAAUGUUUGUCUCAAAGAUACAUUAAGACAACCGAAAGGCUGAAAGUGGAAAGAGAGAGCUUUGAAAGUCUGCAGGCUGAGCUUAAUGUCAGUGAUGAUGACAUUCAGCAGUGGGUCAGUGAUGUCCAGCAGUGGGCCACAGUAUCAAGUGCAAAGGAGGACACUGGACUUGAGGGCAGAAUUCGAGGCCUUUAUGUCAGCAUAAAGCUGAGAAAAAUGAAUCUAUACCGUCAGACAGAUAGCAACAAGAGAAGGCACAAAAUAAGGAGGAAAAUUAAUGAAGACAAGUCAACCUUGGCAGCUGCCAUUAAGGACUUCAAUGAACAGUCAGUCCACCAGCUUCCUUCCGUGGAUGAACUGCUCACAGCUGAUCAUUUCCAAUGGCCAUGGGAAUGCCCUGACACUAGUAAUGGCAACCUCUCAACUAAGAAGAUGGUCUUUGACCGGUUCAUGAUGCUUUCCCGACUGAAGGAGGAGGAGCAGAUCAUAGUGACGGAGGUGAAGCAACACUGGCGAUCAUUGAAGGAAGCUGAAUGUUCCCUGAGGGAUCUCUCAGUUCAAAUACAAACUAACAACAGUGACUUUGAGCUUUCAGAGGAGAGUGCCAAUGGACUACUGUGCCUUCUCAAGAGAAAACUGGAAGACCUUCAGUUUCUGCAAAAUAAUGCUAGGAUGUUAUACCGACAAUGUGUUCUGGGACAGGCUUCGGACAGCAUUCUAUUUGAUAACAUUUCCGAUGAAGAAACUGAGGCAAUAAACUACAGCUCUGAUGAAACAGACAGUGAUGAGGACUAAACCUGAGUAUAUAGAAUAGACAGAUACUGAAGAACUAUUUUAAUAAGCUGUAUUUCUUUUUUUUUUUUUUCACUGUGAGAAACAUUUUAGCAUAUUAACAGAAUCUAUUUAAUAUUUUCCCAUCCUAAUGGAAAUGAGAUUAAGGUUCAGCAGUACAAGUUUUGACUAUUAUUUUUGAAUCUUUAAAUGUGUAUGUAAGACAGGUGUUUCACUCCACGCAUUUUUAUAGUCUUAUAAACAGCCAUACAACCUCCAUCCCUAUUAAUUAUAUUCUAUUAUUUCCAUUUUCCUUAGCUCUCAUGGGAUCAUACAGUGUAUAUCUGUGAGGGGUGUUUUGCAGUGUGUACAUAUCUUAUAUUGAUAGAAAGUAUAUAAGGAUACAUAACGUUUUCACCUAAUAAUUUUUUUUCCUUACUGUAAGCAAAAUAAAAUACUUGUACAGUGAUCUACAAAAACAGUCUUGUCUUUUUAUCUCCUCUCUGUUCAGGCAGGUUUUGCAUGUGAUGUGCAGAUAAUUCUGCAGUAUAUUCUCUUUUGACUAAUACAUACUGUUCUGAUAAAUACUAUGACAUAGUCAGUGCAGUUCUUACAAAUUGUAUUCUGUUACUAACUCCAAAUUACAUGACAAAUUGUAUCCAUUACAUUACACAUUUAAGGUAAUAGACUAUGAUUUGUAUUUGAUAUGUUUAUCUGCAUGUCAUGUGACCAUUAAUGUACAUCAGAGAAUAAAACUUAUUAUUAUUUUAUUUUUGACCUAACAACUAAAAAUCUCAGGGCUUACUUCAAGUAAAAUUAUUAGUAGGUCAAAGAGGUUCAUCUGACAAAAAUUGUGGAGAAACACUGCAUUGCAUGUUAAUAUGAAAUGACGUGAAUUUGUACAUUUUAGUGUGUUUAAAAGACAAAAGCCUUCCAAGGACAGUGAUACAUGGUUAACUGACUCAGUGUUAUUCAAUUAACAAACACUUAAAAUGAUUUCUGUAAAUCCAGUGAUCAAAUGCUGUGUUUGGCAUGAGUUUUUUAGAGAUAGACACAUGACUAGUGGUUAAACUGUGAGUGCUAUUCCACAAAUUAAUUUUUUUUAGAAAGGAAUUUUAAAAGAUAAAAAAGAAGUAGGGAGAAUGUUUUAUAUAUAUAUAUUUACUGCCAUUGUGAGAUUAACAUGUAAUCAUGUAAUCAAUAAAACAAAACAAAAAAACCUAUAGUCUGAUUAUGAGUAUUUAAAAUGUAACAAUCUAAUUACAAGUACUUCAUUUUUGGAAUCUGAUUACAUAAUCCAGAUUACAUGUAAUUAGUUACUACCCAACAAUCAACAAUGAUUAUACAAUGUAGAAUUGCAUUUUAGGUAAUAGUCUGAAUAUAGUUGUCUUAUGCCACAAUUCAGAAUCUUGAAUUAGCAUUUUAUUAAUAAUGUCUUGGGUUAGGGUUAGGGUUAGGGUUAGAGCUGUCCUAAUGCAAGUAACCAAGAAAAUGUAAAAAUUCACCCAGAAUGUGGACUAUUUUAUCAGUGUUUUUAAAUACAUCAACCCACCUGAUUUUCAUGUUGUAUGCUAUAAUGUAAUCAAUCAAUGCUAAAAUUAGUACUAAAUCAGCAUGUCAAGACCAGUUGUGUUCAUUUGAAGUAUUACUGAUUAUAUUACAGUGAUUGGUUAUUAAAUUAUAAAGUACAAUGACACUCUUUUGUUGGUCCUUUUGACAUGAAGAAUGAGAAAGCAUGAGUUAAGUAUUACAAGUAAGGCCCAACACUGGAUAAGGAUGUGUAAUAGUGCAAUGAAGUGUCACAAUAUGUAUUGGUUGUUUAAAUUGGUGUCUUUGUUUACUGUAAACACUGUAUUCUUGUUCUUGAUCUAAUUAAAUAAACGGAAGCCCAUUCCAAAUGGGCAUUUAUGAUGA
Messenger RNA from Ctenopharyngodon idella (grass carp), 5322 nucleotides. RefSeq lists its product as uncharacterized. The coding region runs from base 1957 to 3432 and encodes 491 amino acids. The record is from RefSeq and is a predicted model, not a curated record. Lineage: Eukaryota; Metazoa; Chordata; Actinopteri; Cypriniformes; Xenocyprididae. The transcript is spliced from 16 exons.